This is a messenger RNA of Chelonia mydas (Green sea turtle), 9722 nucleotides long. It is a transcript of the gene SLF2, whose product is annotated as SMC5-SMC6 complex localization factor 2. The transcript has 20 exons. The coding region runs from base 144 to 3815 and encodes 1223 amino acids. Gene Ontology annotation, biological process: protein localization to site of double-strand break; positive regulation of double-strand break repair; DNA damage response. Gene Ontology annotation, cellular component: site of double-strand break; nucleus. Lineage: Eukaryota; Metazoa; Chordata; Testudines; Cheloniidae. The record is from RefSeq and is a predicted model, not a curated record.
GCAGCCAAUCAGAGGUCUGCACGCAGGAGGGGCGGUGCCGCUCCCGGCUGGCGUUGGAGGGCGGGCCGGGCUGUGGGGAAGGCGGCGGGCGCGGCUCUGGUUUCCUCUCGCGCCUGGGCGGAGGCCUCCGUGCAGCCGGAGCCAUGACCCGGCACCUCGGCGCUGGCUGCUCCGCACAGGGCUCUCCCGGGGGGACCCCCGGCCGCCAUUUUAAGCCGGCGGCCGCCGGGAGAGAGAGCGCCCGAGACUGCAGAAAUCAGUCUAUUACAGAUUUCUUCAAACCAGCUCCAAAACAAGACAGAAUUGUAUUGUGUUCUCCGGACAAAAGAAAUGUAAAAAAUGGGGAUGUUGAACUGUCGGUCAUAUGUACAGAACGAUUUGAAAAGAAAAUAUCAUCUCAGAAGAAAACUAGAAGGGAAAAGAUUCCAGUCCAAUCGCCAAACAAGAGUCCUGUAAUGGAUGACUUAUUGAGAGGAGCUAACAGAGAGAGAAAGGACAGUCCAAAAAUUUUAGAGAACAAUAGACCAUGCAUGGUGCUAAACAAAAAGUAUCCAAAGGUUGUGGUUCGAAAACUCCUUAUGUCUGCAGGCUCUCCCAACUAUUCCUUGACAAAAAAGGAUACGACUAGUAAGAGAGAACCUGGGAGGAAUGAAACGUGUCCAAUUAAAACAAGAACACCGUUUUAUGAAAAUGGUUGGGAACAGCGGAUUGACUGCGUGGAUCUAGAGGAGGCCAGUUCAGAUGUUGCCAGCAAAUGGGUUUCAACAUCAGAAGCUGACAUCUUAAAAAACUAUGCCAGAAGUAAUGGUAACGUGAACAAUAAACCUUUGUGCCAAAAAGCAGGGCAUUCCACAAAGCUCCAGUACAGCCCCGUUGAAUCUCAGUUUUGGUUACCACUGGAAACUUACUGCAAAGAAGGAGAGAAGAAGAGACAAAGAAUGGAACAACCUAAACUGCAGCCCUUCAGUCCAGUAAAGGUAUUCUUAGGACCAGGUAUAUCAAAUCAGGGCAAUGGAUGUCUUUUAAGAAAAAGAUCAAGCUCUGCUUCAUGGGAGACUGCCUCAGAUGAUUCAUCUCAAUCAAAGCAGGUUUCAAAACCUGAAGUUUCUUCCCCACUUCUAUCAAGAUGGUCAUCUGAAAAGGCUGUUAAUAUAUGGAAAAACCAGUCAUUCCGCCUUAACUCAAAAAUUUCUUCAGGACUGUCCAAACAAAAAGACUUUCCUGGGAAAAAAAAAAGAAUAUCUAUGAAUAUGGAUUUGAAAAGUUCAGGAAAACCUGUGGUACAAAGUUUGAAUGAACCUCAUUUCAGCAGGUCAUCUGAAAAAUACCAAAGUAGAAAGUCUGAAUUCAUUAAACACAUUGUACUAGAGUCUCCAGGAAAUGGUGUUCUGCAACUAGAGGAUGCUGCUAUGUCACAUAGAGAAGACUUGCCUCUUUCAGAGGAAUAUUUUGACAUAAGCCACAAAAAGGAAAAAGGUAAUUCCUCAUAUGUGGGUUUAUCACCUUUAAAUUCUGGACACUGUGCUAAUAAAAAUGACCAAAUCCAUGUUGCAGAUACCAAAGAAAAUCAGUUGCAAGCAACCCGCUCACAUUUCCUCUUAGAAAAGUCAACAUCUCUUUCUCAGGAAAAAGCUACUGUAAAGACUUAUAUCCGUGAAUUAACUAAAACUCAGUCAAACACAGCGUGCACAGAAGAAAUGAAAUGCCUACGUUCUUCUUCCCACAUUCAAAGUGCUAGUUCAUCUCAGGUAUUGGAAACUAAGAAAGAGCAAGACAGAGUGAGACAGACUGAACCUAUCCUUUGUAAAGAUGAUAAUGUACAGCUUCCCUCAGAUUCUCACAAGAACUUUACUAAAUCAAAAGAGAACACUGUAAAGACUUCAGAAGAUAAUUCUAACUUGCCUUCAGUGGAAAUUAUUGGGAAGCCUGUAUUUUCAGUAAAGAUUGGCAAAGUUGUUGCACGUUCACUGUAUUUUGAAGAUGGUUGUUCAGCCAAUAGCUCUAGUUCUUCACAGAUUUCAAAUGAGUUGAACAUUGAAAGCUCCACCAUAACUUCUGUGUUGAAUAGAAAAUUAAGCAUCAGUUCUGAUAGUGAAGAUGAGAGUUUUGACUGUAAUCUGGACAGCGAUGAAGAAGAAAUGCUCUUGCCACUGCAAGAUAUCCUGUCCUCAACGUCAAAGUCACGUGCUGGAACUCCAGAGGGAGCUUGUCUUGAGGAUCUUUCACAGGACUCCUUGACUCCAUCACCCAAACGUCCUCUUUCUAAGAUUCCUGUUGUGAGUCAAGUGUCUUAUGUGAACAGCCUAGAGCAUCUCUUGAAGGAGAAGGAAGAAUCCAAAAGGGUAGAUGAACUAGAGAAACAACUGCAAGAAGACAUGCAGGAAAUUGGACUAAAUUCUUCAACUGGAGACGAAGAGCAAGAAAACUCUGAUGAAGAUAGAGAUCUAUCAGAAGAACACAGGGCAUUUAUAAAGAGGUUUUCAGUAGUAUCUGAUGCCAUUCCUGAUUCUCAUCCUGGAGAAGAAAUAUUUCACUUCUCAAACUCUGGGAACAUCUUCAAUCAGCAAAACCUUGAUUUGAGGAAUUCUGGUUUCAUCCCUCAAAAUCCUAUAGAAAAACUCCUUCUUAGAUCAGAAGUAACACAGCAACUUUCUUUAGCAACUCAGGGUUUCCUCAGUUGUGCUUACAGUUGUACGCAGUGCCCCAUGCCAGUUCUGAAGUGGCUGUUUCAGAUGAUGUCAGUUCAUUCAGACUACUAUGUUUCAGUGCAGAUUUUGGAUACGCUGAUGGAGAUAACAAUUAAAAAUGCUUCCAUCAAUGAUGCACAGUCUAAAGCGUGGAUUCCCUCACUGUCUGAUAUAUCGGCUAUAUUUAUCAAUAUGGGAGUGCCUUUUAGAUCUUUAUUUCCUCUGCAGCAUCUACAGCCCACCUUUAGUGAAGAUGAUAUUUUAUCUGAAAUGCAAAUAACAGUGGGAAAACAAACAAGUGGAGAAACCUCUGCAGGUCCCGCUUUUUCUUGUCUGCCAGAAACCAACCUAAUUAACGUGGUCAAGUUUCUUGGUUUUUGUACAACUAUGUAUCCGGACGGGUAUGCGGACCAGGAGCUGCUGCUGGUGCUGGUACUGCUGUUUAAAAUUAGCCUGGAAAAACGACUGCAGCAAAUUCCGUUGAUCGAUCUUCAGGGCCUGCUGUUAAACCUACUGAAAAAUAUCAGAGACUGGGAUGCCCAGAUGCCUCAGCUCUGUCUGACAAUUAGUGAACUUUCCAGUCAUCACCAUGAUCUCCUUUGGUUAGUUCAACUGGUCCCUAGCUGGGUAAAGCGUGGAAGACAAAUAAGACGACACCUUAGCCUAACGAUAAUUUCAAAGCUUCUUAACAAAAAGUAUACAAGUUUACCUGUUACCAGUGACCUGCAGAUGUCUCUUCUAUAUCAGUAUCUGGUGCAGAUGAAGCCUUCUGACUUAUUACAGAAAAAGAUAGAAGCAAGAAAGGAGCAACAGGAUGACCUCAGUGGAGAGUCUGUCCGUACAGAACUAGAGCAGCAGGCCUACUAUCUGACCUACAGUCUUCUUCACUUGGUCAGUGAAGUUAGUUGUUUUGACGUUGUGAAUUCUAAUCAGAGGAAGUACUUACUGAGGCUCUGCGGUGCCUUAGAAAAACAUGUGAAGUGUGAUAUUAGGGAAGAUGCAAGGCUAUUUUAUAGAACGAAGGUAAAAGACUUAGUUGCUAGGAUAUAUGGCAAGUGGCAGGAAAUGAUACAAAAUUCUCGGCCUACUCAGGGGAAGCUGCAUGAUUUCUGGGAGCCAGAUUUGUGAAACAUAAGCCAGGUCAGAGAAAACAACAAAGAGAGAAAUUGAACAAGAACUUCUUUUGCAACCAAGGAAGACUUUCCAAGAGGAUUGAAACUCUAGCCUGGUCAAACAGACUAAAUCAACAACUUGAAUCAAAACUUCAGCUUGGUGCAGGCAACUAGAAAAAACAUAACCUGUGCAAUUGAUUUCUGACUUUGAUAGAUACAGUAACAUUCCUGAAAAAUUGUAUAUAUGUAUGUGCAAGAUUUAAAAAAUACCUUUUCUUCAGUAUGUCUAUCUGAAUUGUCCACUAGUCUUCUAUCCUAUUGAAAGCUGAGAGAGUUUUCUCAUUUCCCUUCCCUUGCUAAUCACUACAAUGUAAAACUAUGGGUAAUAUACUUUCUUUUGUUCUGUUGCCCAAAUGCAUCCAUAAGUAUUGCUAAUGCACAGCUAGAAAAUGAACAGCCAUGAAUUGAGUGUGCGAAGUAGGAAAUGGUGGCCCCUCAAUGAAAGGGAUGGGGACUGCGGUGUAAAUAGUGGUCCAGGCAGAUUGACUGUUGAACUUUUCUUUGUUCCAUGGCUGUGCUGUACCCAUAAACAAAGGAGAAUUUAAGAGGUCAUUACAGUGAUGUAUUAGGUUCAAUUUAAACUUAAUUUUCCUCCUUCAUGCUUUAGCAAGUCUGUGUAAUUUAUAUAUAGUGACAGUGUGCAGAAAAUUAAGUUGUAUGUAAGACGAAUAUUACAAGGAGAAAUCUUCGUGCAACAUUAAUAUUUGCUGUCACAGUAUCCAAAACACAAAUUUCACCUGUUUAUGUAUGUAGUCUGACUUCAGCACCUUUCUGUAAAUGACCAAAAUAUCAACUUAAAAAUAUCAAUUUUAAAAUAUCACCUUAGAUUUGGGAAAAUGAGAACUUAUUUGACUUUGCCAAUGUCGAAGUAGCUGAGAGAUAUGUCAUAUUAGACUUGUCCAAAAUCAUUUGUGCUAAAUUUUGCCCUUAGAGGUGUGCUCAAACUCUUGUUGAAAUCUUUGAGCUGUGUGUAAUAUUCUAAGGACAAAAUACCUUUGUUUGUGAGCAAAUGUUGGCACUCACUACUUAUAGUGUGCUUAGCAUACCACUUCAUCUAUGAAAUAUAUGUGCUUAAAUAGAUAAGUUCAAGUAUUUGGUAGAAACAUCAACAAGAAUCUUUUGCUAAUUAAAACUUAGGCUAUGUCUACAUGGCCCUCCAGUUCAGACUACCAGAGUUUGAACUGCAGUAUGCACAAGCUGUAACUGCCCCAUGUGGAUGCUGCUGGUGCAAACUAAAAGGUGUACCUAGUUUGUGUGAAUGCAGUCCUCUUUUUUUAAAAACAGGACUGCAUUAAUGCAAGCUAAGUACCUUUUAGUUCACGCUCUCAGGGUCUAUAUGGGGAAGUUACAGCAUAGCAUACUAGUGUGGGCUGCGGGGUUGUGUUGGCAAGCCCAGAGAUUCUAGUGAUAUCAACAUAGAAUACACAUGUAAUGUUUUUUUCUUUGGUUUUACAAGUAUUAAUUGUACUUAUGGUUGAUUUGUAUAAUAAAAUUCAUAUUCCAAACUCUUUCCCAGGAAAAAAUAGCCAAAAAAGACUCAAUUUUAAAAAAAGCUCCCUCAUGUAAAUAUGUAGAAGAAACUAUUAUAGAAUUGUGGAGUGACCUGUAAGGAGGAGAAAAGUAUCCUUACCUGACUUUAUUUGCUUUUGACACUCGCUGCUAAAUUGCUUUUCAGACUAUUUCUUGUCCUCCAUUUCAAGCGUUAGUGUGUGAGUUUAUUAAUAAAGUCGAAAGCCACAGCAUCUUUGUGCCUUUCACAAGGUCUUCACGUGUUAGAACAAGAUUCAUGGUGAUGGCUCUAUUAAAAACAAAGAAACAAAAAAUCUUAACCUGUCACCAGGAUUUGGAGAAAUCUACCUCAAGGGUAUUUUUUUGUUUGGGUAAUGUAGGGUAGGGGACUUCUCUCUCUACAGUUUGUCCUAUAUAAAUGCAUCCUUUAGUGUCAGAUUGUUAUUCUGUGACUAUAUUAUUGUACAUAAUUUUAUUAGUGUUUAUAUUUUUCUCACAUUGUGUAAAGUUUAAAAAAAGUGCCGAAUAUAUUGGUUUUUACUUACUGUAAUUAAUGUGUAUAUAUUUUCUUACUAAGUGAAGAGGAGGCUCCUGUCUUGUACAUUUCUGAGGACUGGUAGGUGAGGGUUUGGACAGCCAGUCUCGUUUUUUAUUGGAGUUCAAAGCCAAUUGAAACUGCUGAUUUUUUCAGAUUAAAUAGCCACUUUGAUAUUUGCUUUUUUAUUUAAUAGCUCCAAUGGAAAAUAAAGCUAGAAUUGUUUUUUAAUUAGAUGUCUCUGCACAUAAAACAGGCAGUCAUGCAAAUAAGAACUUUCACUUCGUGAAAAAUCACUGCACAUCCUAUUUCUGUCUUACUGCAAUGCCUUACAAUACGUCUUGAAGUAACAGCACACGUACUCCUGUACUUUUUUCACUUUUGCAUUUUUUGUAAACCCUGGGAUUUUUCCUUUCUCUUUUGAUUUGUACACAAUCACUUUCAACUCUCCUGUGUUUGAAGGAACAGCUCCCCAGCCAGUGAAAGUUGGACAGUGGUUCUGUGGGAACCACUAUCAUUGAUUUACAGAGAUGGUCCCAAAGCUUUGCUUCAGUGUCAUGCCAGGGAUUCCUUCCAUUCGCCUGUCAUCUCUUCUGAGCUCAGUACUGCCUCCAGUACUGCCGGCUGCUGCCAACUUUGACCGAAUCCAUGGCUGUUGUGCUUUGCUAGCCCACUGUGCUCCUGCUAGCUCCCUAUGAUGCUAAUGCUCCUCUGGAGAAAGGCUAAUUGCACCAUUAAUGUGUCACCACUUCUGCUGUCUUCAAAUAAGCACUUUGCACUGAGGUUUAUCUUUCAAAAUGAUGCUAGCUGCACCGAGAGCCACUUUAUCUCAUUCCAUGGGUAAUUAGGUACACGUUGCUACGCUGUCACAGACAGGAAAUGAAAGGAUGGCUACGCAGUGUACAUUCAUGCUUCUACGCAACACAUUUAUUUUACUGACAAGCAUUGUUUGGUUUACAAAACUAGAUCAAUAAAAUGUUUUUAAAUUAAGAAAAUCUGGUAGCACAGUGGUAACAAACAUUUGUACUCUACCGUCUUGUCCCUAUUACUGUGCUUUGGUCUUAAGUAUAUGAGUUGGGCUUUUCUACAGUGCCUAAAUGAUUUGAGUUCAAGUCCCAUUGAAAAGUCAGUUGGGACUUACACUUCACAGGUGCGUUUGAAAAACUUCAUUCAAGGUGACAGUUGUGAGAACUUUUUGAAGCCUAUGAAGGGAAUUCAGCUGUUGAGCUUAGUGGAUCUCAGGUGAAUAGAACAUCAGGGACAUAUGGCAUAUGUAUAACUUGUUGGGUGCAUAUCAAGAUCAGUACAAUAGGUGGAUCAUGGAAGUAAACACGUUUUUAACAGAAAAUGCUUUUUGAUAAAAUUAUUAAUGGGUUGUGCAAUUUUAGCUAUUCAAGCUCUAUACACUUGGAGUAUGGAACUAAUGUAUCUAGAUAUUAUGAUCUGUAUAGGUUCUUAUACCAUGCCUAUUACUGUAGUAUCUGAACGCUUUCAUUACUGCAUUAAGCAAUGUGACCACAAAUCUGCAACAUGUGAUUUGUUUUCUCCUUCCAAGGAGAGAAAUAUGUAUGCAGUAUAGUGCUCGCGUUAGUGUUUUUUUUUUAAAUGUACAUACUGCUCUGUCAGAAGGCAGCUCUAAGUUGUCUUGCAUUGUAAGUCAGAAGGUGCUGAGGUUCUUGAUGAUCCUUAGUUCUGUGGGAGUUUAUUCCACAGUCUUAGACCAGCUCUACUGCACAGAUGAGCUUUACCCUUCUGGUAGAAAAUUUUGUUGUACCAGAGGAAUAGAGCUCUUUACCACUGUCUUUAUUGAAGAACGUUAACAAUCUUCUAGGAGCGCUGGGCCCAGCCCACUGAGCACCUUGAAGAGAAGGACUGAGACCUUGAACUUGACUUAGUAUUCUAUGGGAAGUCAGUGUAGAGGAUGGAGAUUAAGUUUGAUGUGAUGGCAGUAGCCCAUGAUGCCAAGGUGACCUGCUGCAGAGCUCUGUAUGAGCUGGAGUUUCCUAAGAGCUGAGGGUUUCGUGCUCUGGUGUAUUGCAUUGCUGAGGUGUGGAUAGGCGGUGAAAAUAGUGUCUAACCAAGGGCCCUGCCACUGUCAGGUGGGAUGAGAGCGUCUCCUAGACAAUUUAUAUGGUUCCUCCCAUCUGCCAACUAUUUAAAAAUAGAAAUAAAAAUAAGUCUUCCAUUUUUCCCAGCCUGUAAGAGAGUUUGGUUAGUUUAUAAAUUGGUGAUUUUCUUAUUGUGAGAAGAAUUUGAGUGGGGAGUAGGGUUUGCAGCAUCUAAAUGCAAAAUCUUCCUCUGACUUAACAUAGCGGAUUUCUGUUGUGCUUCCACGGUCUAGGCCUAGCUCCUGAGAAUCUUCUGCCUCCAGCACUCAUGAGCCUGUUGUUUACCCCUUUAUUUUUCAGUGAAAUGUAGUAAUUGUGGGGGAUUCUGGUUGCAGAGGGAGUAGUGACCUCUCAGGAAGCCAAGGCCGAUCCCAUGGAGGAUUUCAAGUACUGCUUGAACUGAAAUGCCUUUCUAUGGCGAAGGAGUGCAGAGAGCAGAGCAUAGGGGUGAUCUGUUCAGUGACGUGUGUUGCUGAACAGAUGGGUUCCUGUGUUUUGUGUCAUUGGGAGCUUUUUUAGGCUCUGUGGCUCCAUGCCUAGCCAAAAGUUUUUCAAUCAAGCCUGGAGGUUAUUGCGGCCAGAUGUGUGCCCGACGUAAUGGGAUAUAAAUCUUUUGGUUGGUCACACAUGGAAGUAGGCAUGUUCUGCCCCCAUGACUGUUGGAGCACCCAGUAGCAUCCCAGGAGCUCUGAGGCGGUGAAAUAAUUUGAAGGCAGGUGCCCUUGAAAAUGGGGGCUGUUAAAGUUCUUCAAAGUGCUUCCCUCUUCCUACCAGCAUCGCUUUAGUCUUGCCUGGGUUCAGCUUUGGGCACCUCCUCUUCAUCCUCAUGGUGAGAAAGUUGAGAGGCGAUGUAGAGCUGGGUGUCUGUGAGUUGCUUGGCACUUCAUCCCCAUUUGUCUCACCGAUUCUUUCAUGACAGGUGUUGAAUAAUAGGGAGCAAUGGAGUCUUGGGGACUCUGCAGGUGACCGCUCUGGGGAUGAAAAUUGCCCAUAAAAACUCCUGGGUUCAGUGUGGGAGAAUACAAUUGAGGUGUUUCAAGGUGGUUACAUUCACCCCAGUCAUGUCUAAGAGGUGGGUAACCUAAUUGCAUAUCCAUGCUGCAGAGAGAUCCAGCAGGAUGAUUAUGGCUGUACUUUCUUUCUCUAUGAAUGGGAGGAGGUCAAUCACCAGAGCUACAAGUGUUUCAUCUCAGGUCCUGGUCUGAAGCUUCACUGAGGGAUCCCAGGGGAGGGUUUUUUUUUGUUUACUAGUUUCUCUAUUUAGCUUGCUUAAAAAUGAAAGACUGACUUUUGCGCUCUUGGAUUGAUGGCAGGUGUUCCAGCUACUCACCUCAAUAUAUAAACACCAUGUUUAGGAUGGCAAAAAAAGAACUCGGUAGCAGGCGUUUGAGUAGUCAGGCUUUUCAGGGCAGGCAGAGGGAAAGUCAACACGCAUUGAUUUUUCCUGUGUUGUUCAAACUGCAGACUUUUGUAAAAGCAGUGUCAUUUGUGUUACAGCUGUGAGCUUUUCCCAGAGGUCACUGUUCACAAUGGUGUUUCUGCCGCUGUUCUGGUCUGUGCACUGAAAGAACAGUGUCAUUCAUAUGCUUUGUCUUAUGCAAGCUGUGGGGAAGAAAAUGUCAAGGAUUUAUUUUGUGACUUUAUACAGCAUUUUGUUGCUUUGUACCUUUUGUUUGAAUGUCUAGUUCUGUAUAUUAAACUUGUUUUGGUA